AUGGCCAUCCAAGGCUACCAGGAAUACAAACUCGCAUUUUGCAAAAUUGGGGACACCGCUUGGACUGCCUUAAAAGGAGAAGGGAAGCUUUGGGAUCUCCGCAACCCUGCCUCUCCAAAGAAUACUCUCAUCAUUUCUCAUUGGCCUCCUUUGUUACACCCCACAAUAAGGGACCACCACUGGCUAAGACAAGCUUUGCACCCUGAUCGUUAUCUAGUGGAGUCUUCAGGGGAGUUGUUGAUGGUUGUUAGGUACUAUAAUCACAAUGUAGAUGAUGACGGCAACUACCAACCUAAAAUUAUCACUCAAGAUAGUUCACGUCCCAAGAAGACAAUUAUUUUUGAUGUGUAUAAGCUAGACUUUGUUAACAUGGACUGGCUACUCCUACCUAGCUUAGGCCCCGAUAGGGCAUUGUUCAUCGGUCUUAAUGACUCUAUCUCUGUCUCUCCCGUUGAUUUCCCCGGGUUGGCCAUGAAUUGCAUUUACUUCACUUGUCCCAAUGCUGAAUUACUCGAAGAUACUCAUGAUUUGGGUGUCUUCAACUUUGAAGAUAACAACAUCACUCCAAUUUAUCAUUAUGACUUGGACAUUCAACUGCCUUCUCUAUGGAUUGUCCCUGCAGCUCAGCAAUGA
Cornus florida is the source of this 633-nucleotide messenger RNA. RefSeq lists its product as uncharacterized. The record is from RefSeq and is a predicted model, not a curated record. Lineage: Eukaryota; Viridiplantae; Streptophyta; Magnoliopsida; Cornales; Cornaceae. Bases 1 to 633 code for a protein of 210 amino acids. The transcript is spliced from 2 exons.